Cooperia oncophora is the source of this 384-nucleotide messenger RNA. The record is from the annotation of a GenBank genome assembly. NCBI's taxonomy places the organism in Eukaryota, Metazoa, Nematoda, Chromadorea, Rhabditida, Trichostrongylidae.
CAGGGUACAUCAUGGUGUAGCUGUAACAUAUACCUUUACAAGUGGUAUGAGCGUAUUGUGAUUUCCGACAUAGAUGGAACAAUCACAAAAAGCGACGUGCUUGGCCAUGUUAUCCCAGCCAUUGGCGGAACGUGGGCUCAUGCUGGAGUUGCUGAAUUGUACACUCGGAUUAAGAACAAUGGUUACAAGAUGGUGUAUUUGUCAUCUCGAGCGAUCGGGCAAAGUCACACAACGAAACAAUAUCUGAAGAGCAUUGCCCAGGACAGUAAGCAACUGCCUGAUGGUCCGGUGCUGCUGUCACCGACAAGUGUGCUCAUCGCGUUUAGAAGGGAGGUGAUCGAACGCCGUCCUGAAGAAUUCAAAAUAGCUGCGUUAACUGAUUGA